Molecule: messenger RNA, 2324 nt
Organism: Acanthoscelides obtectus
Lineage: Eukaryota; Metazoa; Arthropoda; Insecta; Coleoptera; Chrysomelidae
Source: the annotation of a GenBank genome assembly
CCUGUCACCUGUCAGUGUAUAUGUUUUGUGCUGUCAACUCUGUAAACGUAAACGACGUCCGUCGUCGCCAGAUAAACAAUGUGAAAUGUCUUUAAUUUUAUAAUUUCUUUAUUUAUUUAAACUUGAAGAAAAAUGAGUAUAACUUGAUAAAAGAAUAAAAAAAGCACAAAAAUGGAAACCAGUAUUCAUCAACUAACAAAUCAUUUGAAGCAAGUUGCUAAAGAUGUGAUAAGUGGUAAACAGAAAUUGUGUCUUUCCACCAGUUGUCUGAAAAUAAUAAAUGAUACAAUGGAUGCUAAUCUGGAUGCCAAUUCUUCAUUUCAGACUAUCCAGUCGAAUAAAAGUGCUGUGGUACGAGAUGCACAAUUUUUCUUGGAUCUUAUUGGAAGAACAGCAUUUUUGAAACUUAUUCCUGACACAAUAAGCACCUUGGAUAUCAUUGACAUUAGGCGAUUUACAAAUCUGAAAAUGCUAGAGAUUCAUAAGCUUGAUGUUAACCUUAUUGUGGGCAUUCAAAAACUGCGACCACAGUUGCAAGAACUAGUCUGUAUACAUUGUUUAAAAAACGUAGAUGAUAUUUUAGAAAAAUGUGGUGGUGAUCAUAGCAGUAGAUACAACUGGGGUGAACUGAAGAAGGCCAAGUUCUCUCAUAAUGAUCUUGAGGAAAUUAAUGAUAUUUUUGAGUAUACCAUUUCUCUGCAUAUGCUGGACCUAAGCCAUAAUCGCCUAAGAAAUGCAAAAGUAAUUAAUCAGCUACCAAAUUUGAAGCAUCUUAAUCUAGCUUACAAUGAACUUGUGACACCUCCAGCAAUAUCUGGUCAUGUUCGGAAUCGACUGCAGGUCCUUAUACUGAACAACAACUACAUUGAAGAUCUUACACCUCUGACAGCAGUCAAUAACUUAAUCCAUUUAGACCUGUCAAACAAUCUAUUGGUUGAUCACAAUUGCCUGCUCUCAAUUUCCCAUCUGAUCUCACUGCAAUGUCUUUAUCUCAAAGGCAAUCCUUUGGCAUAUCAUCCAUAUCAUAGGACAUUAACAUGUAACUACUUACACAAAAACACAGCAACCGUGAGGUUUUUGUUAGAUGGAGUGGCCUUGAAUAAGACUGAGCAGUGCCUUGUGGGAUCCCUGUAUCCAGUAGUGAAGUCGCAAACGCCUCAACCACAUGAAGACAAUGAAAUGGAGACCUCUACUACAUCAUCAACACAGGCGCGAAAAGUUAGAAAUGUAAAGAUUCGAGAGGAGCAUGUUGUUAAAAAGGUUACACCAAAAUCUACUCCACCACUAAGUGCCCAGCAUUUGGAGAUUAAACGACAAGUAGAACAGUUAAAGGAGGAAUAUGGAGAGAAAUGGCUAUAUAGUGAUUCAGGCCUAAUGGUACAAGAUGUAUUGGGCUUUGAAAAAUCGUCCAUCCUUCUCUCUUCAACACCAUCAGAUGGAACUGGUCAAGGCUCAAUAAAUACUGAUCCAGUAGGGGAUAUCAGCAAUUAUGAAACACCUAAUUCCACAAUAAAUGGUGCUUCUAAAGAUGCUUUCAAAACUGCUAUGGAAGAAUCACCAAUCAAUACUGAAGCAAAAGAAUCGCAAACAAAUAACGUAAAUAGUGAGGUACCAGAAGAGUCACUUGAAGCUGUUGUAGAACCAUCGAAUCUCGAAGAUCCUGUCUCAGAUGCAUCUGAUGGUGAAGAUGUAUUCUCAGGUGGUGAAGAAGGCAUCUUCCUUGCUACAAAUACGGAGGAAUCACAUCAAGUUUUUGUAGUCCUCACAGAAAGUCACAUAUCUGAAAGAGAUGUGACAACAAGCAAAGAAAAAGCUAGAUGGCAUGUUAACACAAUAGUAACAUGUACAAAACCUGAUGGUACAGAAAAUGUGGUUAAAAUAGAGUUUGAUACGUUGAGGAGAGACAGAAGACAGCGCACCUAUGAAUUAGAGGAAGCAGAUUUUAAUAAUUUUUAUGAUACUGUGAUGCAAAAGUUGAGUGAACAAAAGCAUGAUGAAAAGAAGACGUAUCAAUGCAUGAAAUGUUCAGAAACCUUUUCAGUGAAAACAAUCAAAGCUAUUUUUGUAGAGCAAUCAAUAAUAUGUCCAAAAUGUAAUAGUAAUUUAGUUGUUGAAAGUACCUAGAGCCAAAUUGUUUGUUUUAUGUUACUGUAUUCAUUGUGUUUUUGAGAAAUUAUUUUAUUAUGCAAAUCAGUGAAUAUUAUCUAUUUAUAUCGAAUAAUAAAGCUAUAUUAAUAUAUCAACUGUCUGAUGAGUACACAGACUUAUGAAAAGCAGAAGAUAUUGUAGCGUUUUUCGGGGUUGCACUGGAUUCCACAAAAAGA